AGACUAAGUUAGCAGGGCAUGCGUGCAAGAAAAAAUAAACAAGAAAUGACGAGUCUGUCGUAUUUAGAAUAUUACUUAGUCUUAGUUGGGCAUUAAAUUGUUUCUUGUUUUUCGGCAUGCUUCUUCAUUCUACUCCAUCAUUCCUCACUUCAGCAAAGCUAAGGACACUGGAUUUUAGUAACAACUGGAUUUCAAUUUUUGUGAAUCAAAAAUUUCCAAACGCCGUGGCUGCUUGCUCGAUUACAUACGGAACUUCCUCAACUCUCCCCGCCGAAACUCUGGCUCAGCUCGACUUGGUUUUGAGGUGAUCAAAGAUGUUCAACAACAACAAAACUAGCAACCCACGAUCUUUGUCUCAAGCUCCUCCAACAUGUACAGCAUCGGGUGAUGGAAGGAGGAGAUGGCAACUUGGAAGAGUGACUAGGGGUCAGAAGAGGUCAUCAAACCUUGGACCAGAGGUCAAGCAAGAAUGGGAUAGGGUCCAGGAUGACUUGAAAAGGUUUCAGCAGAGUUUUGAUGCAGGGGUGCAGAAUUUGGAAGAACAGACGGAUGCUAAGUCAGCUGUGACAAGAAGUCAUUGGGUGCCAAAUGCAGAGUGCAGUAAUUGCAGCAACAAAUCAUGUAAGCGCCCUCUCUGGGCGAUGUCAAAACACCACUGCAGGAAAUGUGGCCUUAUCUUCUGUGCAAAAUGUCUGCAGUUCAAGAGAAGACUAUCAUCCAAUGCAGAGUAUGAUCCAAACGGAUGGAUGUGCAAAGUUUGUGAGAAAUGUUAUGAUGCAAAAGAACAAGAGAUUGGCCAUUCACGAAGGUGGACCUAUGACCUUCAGCUCUUCCGUGCUGCUCGUCAGAAACGGGACAGUUCUAAACUUACCAGGUCUGUCAUAGAAAGAGUAUGUAGGAACCUUGUGGAAGGAUUCCAUACACAUCAUUCGUCCAACAUCUCCACACCCCAGACGGCUGGUCCAUCACCAGAGACCAAUGGAGGAGGAUCACCGACAAAAAAUCCAUUCAGCUUUUUCAAGCGCAGCGUGUCAAAGGUCGUUAGUCACGGUGUGCCCGAUUGGCAGAAACCACCAGGUUGGGUGGCUGAAGGAACUAGUUGCCAAUGCUGCAAUCGUCCGUAUGGUAAGCUGGAAGGGAAGCCCAACUGUAGGAUCUGUGGAAGGCUAGUCUGCAAGCCACAGUCUUCUAGGGACCUUCUGCUGUAUACACCGGACAAAUCAGACCGGGCUGAACUUGGUUCAGACCCUCGCUGGGCUAUCAUCAGAGUCAUUGGGAGCCCAGAAGUUGAACCCGAUGACUGUCUGUAUAUACGAGUAUGCCAUUCAUGUAAAGAACAGCUUACAGCGAUUCAGGUUGAGGAUUACCAAAGAGUGACAGAGGAAGGGGGUAUGACAUAUAUUUGUCUGCAACAGCUUGCCGAGAUCUACUCAGAUAUCAUCAAAGUUCAGACGAAGAUUGAUGCCAGUUUACCUGAGUUUCAGAAACUGAUUGAUGGUCUUGAGAUUCAGGCAGGAGCACCUACUAGCCUACCACCAAACAGGAACAACAUGCAGCUACUAGCUAAACAUCAGGGAGAUUUAUCGGAUCACCUUUCUUUGUUUGUUAUCACCGUUGGUCGAUUGAAAAGACUAGAACCACAGAGCAGGCUGCAAGUGAAACUAGUCAAGAACCUUAUGUCUUGUAAACUCAGCUUCUACCAAGAAACAAACAGUCUUUAUAGACAACUCAAGAAACAGCUUGGUGAAAUCACCCCUCAAGAGGUUCUUCAAGAAAUACAGACCAUUGUAGAUGAAAAGGCCAUCAACUCUGCUUGUUUAUCCUUGAAUCAGCUUGCCUUUGAGGUCCUUCAUCUGUGUCUCAAACACAAUCUAGAGCAGAGCUUACCACUCACUAUCAAACAAGCAGCUGAGGUUUGUGAAUCGGACCUGAAGAAAAAGAUGGAAUCAUCAGGAGAGGAUUGGGAGGAGCAUAAAAAUCAGAUCAAUGCUUUUGUCAAAAUACAAAUCAAGGGAGAUGAAGAAAAUCAUUUCAAGCCGCGCCUUUACAUUCGUCCGUCUCGUCGCAGAACGAAGAGAGAGGGCGUGCUCUACGUGGAGUGGUUUGUCAACCAGAGAACGUCUGAAGUCGCGGAGAAGAUCCAUGCUCAGUUGGUGAGCAGGACUGCCGAUCGAAGCUUUAAACGAACGAAGUCAUCCUUAGAAGAGCUCAGAUCAAGCUUCAUUGAUGAAGACAAAAAUGAUGACAAGAAUGGUUGGACACUUCUUUAGUACUCAAUAUUCUUCAGUGGUACGUAAUGCUGCAGAGGUUUAAAAUACCUGAAAGCCACCGCACACCUUACGACUCCACUAGUCUAUGACUGGUCCGCUACCAAAAGAGGAGAGAUGAAUCUCAAGGUAGUCAUAAGCCUCAACAGCGAACACCUUGCAAUCCGACAACCUGGCCUAGCCUGCUAUCAGCGAUUCACGCAUGUGCUUUUUGCCAUAGCACUCUGAGAAAAUAUCCCUUACUACUGCGUAUGUGCGUUGCAUAUCAUGUAUGAUUCAGCAUUUCAGUGCGACUCUGCUGACUGGCUGGAAGUUGGAUUAAGCUUAUGAUCUAGCUUUAAGGAUUCGACAUGUCAAAUCCUUACAAUUUUCCUUGCAAUUUGUCUCUGACUGGUCUGCGACUCUCAAGCUGACGGCUGUGACGUCACAUUUUCCUUCAAAUAUUUGUAGAGCAGUUGGGUCGUAAGGUGUGCCGUGACCUUUAUACAUUCCCUGGUGGGUCUGAUUGGUUUAAUGGAAAUGAUAACUAUUUGUUAGCAUCUUAAAGAAGUACUCCAGGCUGGAAAUUAUUUUAUCUAUUAAAAAUAGAGUAAAAUUCACUGAGCCAAAUGCUGAAAAUUUCAUCAAAAUCUGAUAAUCAAUAAUAACAUGCAAUAAAUAUGCAAUGUAUUUUGUAAAUUGCAAAAGUGUUGUGGAUCAUAAUGACCGAUUGUUUUUCCAUUGUAUGUAGAAGAAUCCAUGAAAUUAUGUGUUUGAUUUUAAAUUUACUGGUAAAAUAUAUGUAAAAUUAAUUUCUGGAAACUAAAUUGCAACUCUUGAUAUAUGGGAAAGCAGCUUGCAAGACAUCACAAAAUGGGUUGAUAGAUAUCACCUGUAUAUAAUAUUUAUUGCUUAAGGUUAUGCAUGUAGCACAAAUGUAAUAAUAUGACUGACUUGAAAUACUUUAUGCCAAUCCACUUUCAAAUAGCAGUGUACUUAUAUAUCUGAUGCACUAUAUGUACUAUUUAUUAAGUGUACUUAUUUACACAAAUCAUGAAUGCAAUUUUGUACAAUCUAGGAUUUCUAAUUUAUAACAAGGAAUAUGUGUAGUAUACCUAUGCCUGAAAUUUAUUAAUCUACGCAAAAUAUCAUGAAUGAAAUAAGCUCCUUGCAUUUUGCUUUCCUGGGAAUCUAUACUGUAGAAAUAAGUAUUUGCUGUCAGUUGAGCCUUUGGCAAGCUCUCAUGUUGAUAAGAAAAAUCUUUAAAAGAUGUGCAUCAAAUUUGAGUAUGUGAGUAAAAAGGUCUACCGGGUAUUCUUAACUCCUGUAAUGUCAAAAUAAUGCAAAUGCAGAAUUUGUUAAUUAUAUGCACUAAAUGUUGUGAAAACAUUAUUUAUAAGUAAUGUAAAUAGAUAAUGAAUAUUGUGCAACCAUUCUUUUUAAUUAAUGAAUAUUGUAAUAUUCAUCUAUCUAGUUCAGGACAUGGAUGGGGCAUUAUAAGUGCUGUAUUUAUUAUGAAACCAUUGUGUAUGAAUAAUGAAAAGGGCUAUUUGUAUUAAAUGACAUAUAAUUGUUAAAUAGCGAUUGUAACAUGUAUAUGAUUUACAAACAAAGUCCCAUAGUUUAUGUACAUGUGUUGGUAAGUGGUAUCUUCCUAACGGCUA
This is a messenger RNA of Lytechinus variegatus (green sea urchin), 3910 nucleotides long. Its product is annotated as vacuolar segregation protein PEP7-like. The record is from RefSeq and is a predicted model, not a curated record. Bases 315 to 2270 code for a protein of 651 amino acids. Gene Ontology annotation, molecular function: metal ion binding. NCBI's taxonomy places the organism in Eukaryota, Metazoa, Echinodermata, Echinoidea, Temnopleuroida, Toxopneustidae. The transcript has 14 exons.